AUGGAGGAAGUUAAAGAAGCUCUCAAUAUAGUGGGGGAUAUUAUGGGUACAUAUUUGCCCUUAAUUCAAUCGGCCACAAUUGUGAUUAAUGAUAUAAUAAAAAUUUGUGAAGCAGCAGAAUAUAACCAAAAUAUAUGCAAUUCUCUAUUGGACCGAGUGAAAUUAACUAGUACCGCUAUAGAUUCAUUAAAACGUAGAAAACAGAAAAAUGAAAAUAAAUUACGUAACGAAGUAUAUUAUCAGGCUUUUCAUAAAUUUAUUUAUGUUUUAAAUGAAAUUGAAACAUAUACUGCGGAUAUUUCAAAAAUUCACGGUUUUUGGAAAUACAAAAAAGCAGAUUCCGUUAAAGAAAAAUUUAUGCAAAUAUCAAUAGAUUAUGAUAAAUCGAUGAAUGAUUUACAUUUUACUAUAGCAGUUGCUAACGAGGAGCAAAAAAAGAUUGACGAAGAAGCUUUAGCAGAAGAUCUUGCUGACUUUGAUAAAUUUCUUAAAACUAUAGAUAGAAAAACUGAUGAUCUUCAUGAAAUAAAGUAUAUUAAGAAUCACACAAUUGAAAAGUCUUUACAUAACGUAAACAAGAUUAAUCCGAUAUACCUAAGCCUUCCUUUACGAAGAACUCAUGAUGAUGUCCGACGUGGAAGUAAUUUUGUAAUAAAAAGAAUUUUUAAAGGACAAGAAGUUGCUUGUAAAAAAAGUUUAAUGAACGAUAAAGAAAUAAAAUCAAGUCCGGAAGUGCGAAGACUUAUUAUGAUUUUAAUCAAAUUAUCAAAUUGUAAUCAUAUUCUUAAAUUUUAUGGUGUCUCGAAAAUUGGUAUUGAUAAUGUGAUGAUUUUUGAAUGGGCUGAGCGUGGAACUUUGAGAGAACUUUACGAAAAAAAAAAUAUUAGUUGGCAUUUUAAAGUUAGGAUCGCCCUUAAUAUUUGUCGUGGGCUUGUAUUUUUACAACAGGCUGAAAUCUUACACCAUAAUUUAAAAUGUGGUAAUAUCCUAAUGACGCAAACUUUAGAACCUAAAAUUUACAAUUUCGAGUUAGCACGGUUUGAUUCUGGAUAUUCCAUUUCAAUAGGGAGCGAAAUCCAUGACGCUAUACGUUGGAUAGCUCCUGAAAAAUUAAGCAACUUUAGUCGAUAUACAACAUGGUGUGAAAUUUUUAGUUUCAGUAUGUUACUUUGGGAGCUUGCUUUUGAAAAAGUUCCGUAUAGAAAUUGGACAUUAGAAAAGAUUAUGGCUCAUGUGACUAAAGGUGGUAGAGAAACGAUUAAAUUUGAAAAAUCAACUCCCGAAAUUUCUAUACUUCAAGAAGGUUAUAAAAGAAUUAUAAAUGAUGCUUGGAAACAAAUUCCACAUGAACGUAAACCUCUUUUGAAAAUAUUGGACAUGUUAGAAGAGUUACAUAAAUCCAUUAGCUAUAUGUUUGAUGACAAUUUACAAGAAUUAUUUCCUGAUAAGGUAUUAGAUUUAGAUAAGCUAAAUGAAGUAAAUAACGAUUUAGAUAUGCAAGAUGAUGUCGUUAGUGAUUUAGCCAAAAAAUUCAGCCGAAGGCGCAGUAAAUUUUCGGCUAACAACAUCCAGCCGAAAAAAAUUCAUGUUGAUUUUGAAUAUUUUAUUGAUUCAACAUCUACUAUUUUCGGCUGA
Molecule: messenger RNA, 1635 nt
Organism: Rhizophagus irregularis DAOM 181602=DAOM 197198
Lineage: Eukaryota; Fungi; Glomeromycota; Glomeromycetes; Glomerales; Glomeraceae
Biological process (GO): protein phosphorylation; cell surface receptor signaling pathway
Molecular function (GO): protein binding; ATP binding; protein serine/threonine kinase activity
Source: RefSeq, a predicted model, not a curated record